AUGUACAGCAUCUCGACAGCAGCACCAUUGCUGGCGCUUCUCGUGAUCGUUUACAACCUCUACUUCCAUCCCUUAGCCAAGUUUCCGGGACCAAGGCUCAAUGCCGCCAGCUCCCUUCCAGGCAUCUUUGCUCUUCUCAAAGGUCGUUUGCCGCUCGAAAACAAGAAGCUUCAUGAGAAAUAUGGCAGCGUCGUUCGAGUGUCUCCCAAUGAGCUGUGCUUUAACUCGGUGCAGGCAUGGGAAGACAUUUAUGGACAUCGACCCGGUCAUACAAAUAUGCACAAGGAUCCAAUCCACGUCGGAUCUGUCGAAGCCGUGCAAGGUGUCAGCACGUUGACAAUGUCGGAUGACGAGAAUCAUGCUCGGCAAAGGAGAGCACUCGCACAUUCGUUCUCGCAAAAGGCGCUGCUCGAGCAGGAGUACAUUGUCAAACGAUACGUCGAUCAGCUGAUAGUGAACAUGAAGCGAAUGGCCGACGAUGACGAGGCAUUCAAUCUGGUCAAUUGGUUGAACUUCACGACGUUUGAUAUCAUCGGCGACUUGGCCUUCGGAGAACCAUUCGGAUGCCUGGACCUAGGCAGAUUCCAUGAGUGGGUGGCAUUGAUCUAUGAGACAGUCAAGGCAGGUGCCAUCGAGCAGGCAACAAGACGAUUCGCUGCAGCAGGGUCAUUGACCCAACGAAUUCUAUUCAACAUGAUCCCAGCUCGUGUUCGUGGUUACCGUUCGGAGCAUCUCAGGAGAAGCCGCGCCAAGUGCUUGCAACGACUGGAGAAUGGCAACAGUCAGCACAAAGACUUCAUCUGGUACAUCUUGAAGCAACGAGAGAAGCACGAUUUGAAGCAGGACGAGAUCAUUGUCAACAGCGCGUUAUUUAUUGUCGCUGGCUCCGAGACUACCGCUAACCUCCUCUCUGGCCUCUUUGCAAGACUGAUCUGGAACCCUGACAAGUAUCAGAAGUUGGUCGAUGAGAUCCGAUCAAGCUUUAAAUCUGAAGAUGAGAUCGUGUAUGAAAAGCUCAGUAAGCUGGCAUACCUCAACGCUUGCAUCGAAGAAGGCCUCCGGAUACACCCACCUGUACCGACUGGUCUGCUUCGAACAGUUCCGAAAGAAGGCGAUACGAUCGAUGGUCAAUGGAUACCUGGGGGCACAUCAGUUGCUGUUAGCUCGUGGGCUGCAAGCCACAAUCCAGUCAACUUUCGAGACUGUGACUCUUUCAUCCCAGAACGAUGGCUGGACAAGGCGUACGAUACCGAUUACAAGAAAGCUGCUCAGCCUUUCUCGCUUGGUCCCAGAGGUUGCAUUGGUAGGCAUCUGAGUUACAUGGAGAUGAGACUCAUACUCGGUCGUUUGCUCUGGAACUUUGAUGUUGUCAGCACUGAUGGGGCUUGGCAAUGGAAUCCCGAGGGCGAAAUGAAGAACAUGAGAGCUUUCAUGACGUGGGAGAAAGUAAGCAUCAUCCAAUACUAUAUGCAGAAUUCGGUACUGACAAGACGUAGCCUGACCUGA
Messenger RNA from Pseudocercospora fijiensis CIRAD86, 1506 nucleotides. RefSeq lists its product as uncharacterized. The coding region runs from base 1 to 1506 and encodes 501 amino acids. NCBI's taxonomy places the organism in Eukaryota, Fungi, Ascomycota, Dothideomycetes, Mycosphaerellales, Mycosphaerellaceae. Gene Ontology annotation, molecular function: iron ion binding; heme binding; oxidoreductase activity, acting on paired donors, with incorporation or reduction of molecular oxygen. The transcript is spliced from 3 exons. The record is from RefSeq and is a predicted model, not a curated record.